Daphnia carinata is the source of this 2670-nucleotide messenger RNA. Its product is annotated as rab5 GDP/GTP exchange factor-like. NCBI's taxonomy places the organism in Eukaryota, Metazoa, Arthropoda, Branchiopoda, Diplostraca, Daphniidae. Gene Ontology annotation, cellular component: cytosol; endocytic vesicle. The coding region runs from base 144 to 2132 and encodes 662 amino acids. Gene Ontology annotation, biological process: vesicle-mediated transport. The record is from RefSeq and is a predicted model, not a curated record. Gene Ontology annotation, molecular function: DNA binding; zinc ion binding; small GTPase binding. The transcript is spliced from 9 exons.
UAGAGGCAUCAAAUUAAACGGUACCACAAGGAUUUUCCCCUUCUUUUUUUUUUCCUUCAUUUAUUUCUUCCUUUGUAUUGUUAAAACGUCAACACACUCUCAUGCUUGCAUAAUUUUUCGUCGCUCUCUAUUAGGCAACAAAAAUGGAGUCGGGAGGCAGUCGUUCGUCUCGUUCGGGACAUGGCCCUAAACUUCACAUUCCUCAGUCUGAUUUAAUGUGCAAGACAGGUUGUGGGUUUUUUGGAAAUAUCGCGUGGCAAGGAUACUGUUCAAAAUGCUAUAAGGAAUAUUUCCUACAGAGACAGCAACAUCAAGAUGCCUUUGCCGCUUCACCAUCUGGUUCGAUAAGCAGGAAAGUUGAAAGGUCAAUGAGCGAUGCCAGCACUUUUUUCAACAAACCCGAGCAGAACUCUUCUACGCUCCCUCGUCAUGGCUUUUCCAGGUUUGAAGAAAAGAAACGACACAAUCAGGAAGUGAGGACGACAGCUGUAAAAUCCCUCUUCCGUAAGACACCCACAAAAGGUGUGGGGAGCCCAAAGUCUCGAGACAGAAGAGCCUUGAGUCCAGAAUCCCACACGUCAAUCGUAGAACUGGAUCAGUUCCUUCAAACACUACCUCAAAAUGCUGCCCAUCACGCCUACAGUUUCUUGAGAGUGCAAGCUGAUAAAUUGGAUCGUUUAGUAUCUUCAGGUGUCCUCACUCCAAUUGAAAUAUCUGACAGGGUUCACAACAUCUACCAAGUAUUUGAUGAAAAGCUGAAAACUCAUUCAGGGUUCUUAGAUAUGACCAGCAGCUCCAUGGAAUCUCUAUUGGAUCAUAGCGAGCGCUAUUUGACGCGAUUGUUGUACAAAAAACUCUUUUGCCCCCCAAACUGCGAUGACGAAGAGCGUGAUUUGGCCGUUCAGAAGCGUAUCCGCAGUUUGAAUUGGAUAUCGGCUCCGCUUCUUGACUGCCGAAUUAACGAGCUCGAUUCGAAAGUGCGUGACAUUCUCGAAAAGGCCAUCACGCAUCUCAUUGAAAUGGACGGCCAAAGAGCACCUCAGGACAAACUAGCUUCUAUUAUAAAUUGCAGCAAGUUGGUCUUUGAAAUGCUUGGGUUGUCCAACAGUUCAAAUGCUCAUCAAUCAAAAACACGCACUGAAGAGUGUAAUAAUAGCGACCAAGGCCAAACUGGAGAACUAAAGGAGAAUGACGUGAAUGAUAAAGAGGAGCCACCUUCAUCAACCGUUCACAGCUCGCAACCGGUGAGUGCCGACGAUUUCCUACCGGCACUCAUUUACGUUGUCUUGCGUGCAAAUCCACCACGCAUCCAUUCCAAUCUCAAUUUCAUCACAAGAUUUGCCGCCCCUGGUCGAUUGCUUCAGGGCGAAGGUGGAUACUACUUUACCAAUUUGUGUUGCGCAGUGUCCUUUUUAGAAAACCUGACGAGCGAUUCACUGGGUCUGUCAAGCGAUGAAUUUGAUCGUUACAUGAGUGGCAAGUCCAUCCCUUUUGCGUCACUUCAAGCCGGUGUUAUGGUGUCUGAGGGGUUGCGACUCAUGUACCAAAACAUGUCGACACUGUCGGAGCUCCGACACAAGCAGAUAAAUCUACAACAGCAAAUACUUGAGCUUAAAAAUGAUAUGGAAUCCUUCAACGAAUGUAUGAGCAAGGAAGUGGGCGAAUGUUUGCAAAGCUUUCCCGUCCAGAUUCGGGGCAAACGAGCCCCGGUCAAACCCGAUGAGGUGCAGCCCGAAGAGAGCGAUACCCUCAAGUUGUUGCCUCCCCCAUUACUCCCUCAUAAAAUCAAUUCAGAAUCGCCUCUUCCUCCGUUGGUGGAAUCGAUAUCACCUAAUUUAGAACAUCUCGUCCCGGCCAGUGCCGCCGUGGUUGCUCCCGGGGGGCAGCCGCCAUCACAUAAGCAUGCCCGAGUGGCCGACAGUCUUCAGGACGGAUCACUCCAGGAACUCGAUCUGUUUGCUCUUAAUGAAUUGUCGAUAAAUUGCUCGUCCUCUGGAGAGCCAAACAAUCUGGAGAAUGCCGACGAUGACCCUUUCAAUUCCCUUUCGCUGACUGUUCAAGGCCGUAUCAUUCCGUGUAUUCCCUGCGACAACAUUUCCCCCACUGGCCAACAACCUCCACCCACCAACUAACCACUCGAAAGGAUCGCUAACGCUUCCUUUGUUUUUGCUUUCGGUAGUUUUUUUUUUUGUUUUUUGGAAUUGAAAACAGUUAAAGGGACAAGGAAUUCAAUCGCGAUUCCUAUUUGCGAGUUUAACUCUUCGUAUUUAAGUAACCUAACGAUUGGAGUGUUGUGCUUUUUCGUAAUCUUUUGGGCAGCAUAAAGUGAAACGAUGAUUGCCGGACAGCUUCACAUCUGUUUCAUUUCCCUCUUCUCGUUCUUGUUCUAGUCUUUUCUUUUUAUUGCUAUCUUACUGCUGCUGUAUCCUGCCCGAGUGCUUCGCCAACUGUUUCGCCAAUUCCCUUCUUUCUUGUAGGGAAUUAUAACGAACGUGUAAUGAAAAUCGUUGAGUGUUCCAGUUCAAAGCUAAAAAGAUGACAGUGAAACUGUCUGAAUUUUUGUUAACAAAAAAUUCCGGGUUCUUGGCAAUGUUUGUUCAUUCGUGCAGAAGAAAUGUUUCAAGGACAUGAUAAACAUCGCGAGAGUGAUCCAAUAGAACGUUAUGCGUU